Molecule: messenger RNA, 2072 nt
Organism: Ictalurus furcatus (blue catfish)
Lineage: Eukaryota; Metazoa; Chordata; Actinopteri; Siluriformes; Ictaluridae
Product: free fatty acid receptor 2
Exons: 2
Coding region: 919-1890 (323 amino acids)
Biological process (GO): cellular response to fatty acid; G protein-coupled receptor signaling pathway
Cellular component (GO): plasma membrane
Molecular function (GO): G protein-coupled receptor activity
Source: RefSeq, a predicted model, not a curated record
UGUGCCUUUGUGAAAUUUAAGCGACAUCCUCACUUGUGGCCAGUGUCCUAUGGACACUGAUGAAGAGAUAAAAAAAUAAAUAAUUGCUUUUGUGAGGGAAAUUGUCUGACGCAAUAGCAGCACAAAGUCAGAAAUGGGUUUUUUAAAUGGCUGUUAGGAAAUAUUUUGACCAAGUAUGAGCUUUGUCUUGGUUUAUUGAAACUCUUUUAAAUAUAUAUCGUGCAAUCGCACUGUGAAGAAACAUGGAAUGACAAUAAGAUGUUAUGCAAAAGAGGGCUGAGUAGAAGUCUAUAAAUGAUGCAACUAACUACGACCAAAGCAAAAUGAAAAAUUUUUCUAUGUAAAAUAUCUUAACUGAUCUCUUGGCUGUCCUUACACUAAAGUCAAACACCUCAGUUUCAGCUCUCCAUAUUAAAGCAGCGUGCAGAAAAUAAAUACUGUGUGGUAUCUUAUCAGUGUGGUUUGUUCUCAUAUGCGGUUCUUCUGUGUUAGUGAACUAUAUGGAUCCACGAGGCUUAUGCAGACAAUGACCAGUAAACUGAAAGAAACUCUCAAAACUAAGAAAAAAUAAACGCACAUUAGAAAAACUUUUCCAUUAGCAAUGAGUUUUAUUGAAGCCUAGACACCAGAUUGAGCACUCACAGCUCUCUGCUGCAUACAGUUAAUAAUCAUUAUCUUUCAUGGGGUGUUGCAUUUCCUAACUGACAUCAACACAAUCAGAUUUGCAUGGACUUCCUGAAGUUUCUGAAGUCUUGUGCUUUCCAAGCCUAUUACCCAAGUGCAGCUGGACCUAUAAGCUGAAAUGAGACAUUUACAACAUAUGGAUUGCUUUACAUUUCAUUAAGAAGUAAGAAGACUUCUUUUGGUUUUCAUAACCCCGGAGCACAUUACUGUCAUCGGUGUCCUGCAGUUACCAAAAUGAUAAACCACUGGGUGCUUCUCUCAGCCUACAUUAUAACCUUCUUAAUCGGCCUACCAGCCAAUAUCCUGGCCAUUUAUGCCUUCAUCAGGAAGCUUCGCAAAAAACCCACACCCACGGACGUCCUUCUGCUGAACCUGACUCUCUCCGAUCUGCUCUUCUUGUUUUUCUUACCAAUGAAGAUGUAUGAGGCAGCAUCAGGCCUACAGUGGCACCUUUCCCAGACCAUAUGCUCGAUCGUGUCAUUUGUCUUUUUCAGCACCAUCUACACCAGCUCGCUGUUGCUGAUGGCUGUUAGCAUUGACCGCUACUUGGGAGUGGCCUUCCCAGUCACCUACAUGAAGUUUCGCAAGCUUCUCUAUGCCACCAUUGGCAGUAUUUUCAUCUGGCUGUUCAGUGGAGCACACUGCACGAUUGUGUUUUUCGUCGUCCAUAUGGGGAAGGAGAAUAGCACUGAACCCAAGACUACCUGCUACGAGAACUUCACCGAUGACCAGAAAAGCGUUGUACUUCCAGUGCGGCUGGAGUUUUUUGUGGUUCUUUGUUUGGUGCCCCUGAUUAUAUGCGUGUUCUGCUAUCUUAACUGUAUCUGGAUCCUUUACCAUAGGCCCCGCAUAACAAAGGAGAAGAAGCAAAGGGCCAUUGGAAUGGCGCUAGGCACCUUGAGCGUCUUCUUGAUCUGCUUUAUGCCCUACAACAUCUCUCAUCUGGUGGGCUUCAACACCAACAACAGCCCACCAUGGAGGUACUACACACUGCUCCUAAGCACCUUCAACACCUGCCUGGACCCCAUCAUCUUCUACUUCUCCUCAAGUGUGUAUCGCAACACCACCAAAAUGUCCCUCUUUAGAGUUUUCUCACUUAGGCGCCGUCUAGGCUUGAACACCCAUCCCAAUUUGAGUGUUGAGGGAGAUUCUAACUCUGAUAAAGCCCGGGAAUUUGACCGUCACAAUAGUAACACCAGAAAAUAAAGAGAUACUACAAUGAUUGUGCACCUUAAACAUUGAGCUUGAAAUAAAUGUUUUUGGCAAAUUCAUCAGCUGACGCAGAUCCCAACAACUAAAAUUGACAUUUUUGAUUGAUUUCAUUAAUGAUUUAUACUUUGGUGAAAUAUACACAAUGCUACCACAGACCUAUAGAGAAAAGGGUGUAU